Molecule: messenger RNA, 1071 nt
Organism: Aureobasidium musti
Lineage: Eukaryota; Fungi; Ascomycota; Dothideomycetes; Dothideales; Saccotheciaceae
Source: the annotation of a GenBank genome assembly
CAGCCCGCCAGCCGCCAACUCGACACUCACUGCAACUCACUUUCACAAGUCGUCGUCAUGGAGAACUAUCAGAAGAUGGAAAAGAUUGGCGAGGCCCGCGACCUCACCACGCCCGACAACCGCAUCGUCGCACUCAAGAAGAUCCGUCUGGAAGCCGAGGAUGAGGGCGUACCGUCGACGGCCAUCCGCGAAAUCUCGCUCCUCAAGGAGAUGAGCGACCCCAACAUCGUGCGCCUGUUCAACAUUGUCCACGCCGACGGCCACAAGCUGUACCUCGUCUUUGAAUACCUUGACCUGGAUCUGAAGAAGUACAUGGAAGCUCUGCCCGUCUCGCAAGGAGGCCGCGGAAAGCCCCUGCCCGAGGGCUGCAUGGACGGCCGCGCUGGCCACAUGGGACUCGGCGAGGCAAUGGUCAAGAAGUUCAUGCACCAACUGUGCGCCGGCAUCCGCUACUGCCACGCCCACCGCAUCCUUCAUCGCGACUUGAAGCCGCAGAACUUGCUCAUCGACAAGGAGGGUAACCUCAAGCUCGCUGAUUUCGGUCUGGCAAGAGCCUUCGGUGUGCCUCUCCGCACCUAUACCCACGAGGUAACUUGCUUCUUUUCAAUCAAUCUGCCGACCAAGACUAACAUUGACCCAGNNGUCGUCACUCUUUGGUACCGCGCACCUGAGAUCCUCCUCGGUGGACGUCAAUACAGCACAGGCGUAGACAUGUGGUCCGUCGGUUGUAUCUUUGCUGAGAUGGCCACCCGCAAGCCUCUCUUCCCUGGUGACUCGGAGAUCGACGAGAUCUUCAAGAUCUUCCGCAUCCUGGGUACUCCUACCGAGACAGACUGGCCCGGUGUUACCAGCUUCCCCGACUUCAAGCCCAGCUUCCCCAAGUGGUCUCGCAACCCUGACGACGACAUCAUCAACCACGAUGGCGCAAGAGUUUUGGGCGAGGACGGUAUCGACCUUCUCGAGUCGCUACUCAUCUACGACCCCGCCGGCAGAAUCUCAGCAAAGCAGGCCUGCCUACACCCCUACUUCAACGACUCAAAGUACUACGGUGCGCGAAACGGCUACCACUGA